Molecule: messenger RNA, 1246 nt
Organism: Rhododendron vialii
Lineage: Eukaryota; Viridiplantae; Streptophyta; Magnoliopsida; Ericales; Ericaceae
Product: peptidyl-prolyl cis-trans isomerase CYP21-4-like
Exons: 8
Coding region: 208-912 (234 amino acids)
Biological process (GO): protein peptidyl-prolyl isomerization
Molecular function (GO): peptidyl-prolyl cis-trans isomerase activity
Source: RefSeq, a predicted model, not a curated record
GAGCCCGGAACGACACCCAGGCUGAGCAGCCCCCUUUGGAACAAUCGACAAGUGGGAAACAGACACGCCAGCGGCAACAAAUUUAAAUGGAACUGAAAAACGAAUCUCGCCAACCGAACCCGGCUGUCUUCUCUCAGAGAUUCACCUUCAGGUUUUGUGUGCAUCCCAGGAUUUUAUAGCAACAGCUAGAGCUGAAUUUUAGAGAUCAUGGUGAGGAUCAAACCUCAAGCUCUUCUACAACAAAGCAAGAAGAAGAAGGGUCCUAGUCGUAUCAGUGUCACUACAGUUGUUCUGUACAUCUUAAUUAUUGCGGUGCUGUUUUUCGUGUUUGCCACUUACAGACAUUGGACUCAGAGGUCAAAAAUUCUAACAAUGGAUCCGUCAUCAGUUCUUGAGAGUGAAGAUGAUUUUGCAGAUGAAAGGAACUCUGGUGUUGCCAGAUAUGCUAUUUUAAGUACCACAAAAGGCUCAAUUACAGUCGAGUUAUACAAGGAAGGUUCUGCUGGGGUGGUUGAUGAGUUUAUCAAUCUAUGUCAGAGGGGUUACUUCAAGGAGAUGCCUUUUCGCCAUAUAGUUAAGAACUUUGUGAUUCAAGGAAGUAGUUUUGAUGGACCUGGAUCUACAGAAAAUUGGACUCUGAGAGGAAAGCUUAACAGCCGACAUGACACGAGCAUGAAGCGUGAGACUUUUGUGCUUGGUACUUCAAAGGCAAAACAUGACGAAGAGGGAUGGGAACUUUUCAUUACGACUGCACCAAUCCCAGCAGAUCUAAGUGAAAAACUGAUUGUGUUUGGGCGGGUCAUUAGGGGAGAGGACAUUGUUCAGGAAAUAGAAGAGGUGGAUACGGAUGAACAUUAUCAACCUAAAUCUCCUAUAGGGAUCACCAAUGUCACCUUGAAACAGAAGGUCUAAAUGGAUGUGUUUUCAGUUUGGAGCUUCUUUCAAUUGCAUGGGUUCCCCAACUUUUACGACGAAUUGCUCAAAUCAUCAAGCAACCAAGAGGUAUAUGGUGGACCUAAGCAUUUCUUGGCUUCUGUUGUAGGUAUUGACAUUGUUAUAUAUUGUACUUAGGUUGCAGUCCUUACUAGUGAUAGCAAGAAGAGCUUGUCAAUUAUGCUUUGUAAUAGGGUUCUAUCUUGAAACUUUGGUGAUACAAUUUGCCUUACACUGGACUUCAGACUUGGGAUCAUGGUUGUAGACAAAGUAUGGUGAUAUGAUAUUAUGUUGGGAUACUGGUUUUUGCUUC